AAAUGGAAAGCAAUCCAAAGAAAUUUAAAGAUGAUAUGGAACCUCAAUACAAUUUUAUUUUAAAGGAAGAAUAGAAAACCGAGCCAACUUUUAUGGAAGGAAAUCAAUAAAAGGAAUAAAAUUAGUAGCAAGGAACUACAAAUGCAUCUGAAUUUAAACGUGUACUUUUCCUUUUGAUAAUGAUGAUUUUGGAUUAUUUACAACAUCUACUUUAUAAGCCUAUUCUGUUUAGGGUAGUUUGUUUGAAGAAGAUUAUAUCUCUUGCAAUAAACCAAGUGGAUAAGACUAGAGUAAAUAUUAAUAAGCUGGUCCUAUUGAAUAAUAAUAACAAAAACAAUAAAAUUAAGAAUAAGCUAAUUCACAAGAUUAGAUCUCAUCAUAAGAAUUUGAAUUUAAUCAUCAUAAUAAUAAAAGUAAGUGAGAUAAAAGAAAUGCAUUUAUUGGAAUUAUGAACGCACAUAAUUAAACAUACUGUUAUUGCAUCGCUCUAUAAUUUCCAUUUCCUAACCAACUUCAGUUAUUUUUAUUUUUCAAUAUCAAACUAAUAUUUUCUAAAUGAAUUCAAAAAUACGUGUAUUAUUUAAAUGGG
Molecule: messenger RNA, 589 nt
Organism: Paramecium sonneborni
Lineage: Eukaryota; Ciliophora; Oligohymenophorea; Peniculida; Parameciidae
Source: the annotation of a GenBank genome assembly